Molecule: messenger RNA, 2343 nt
Organism: Achroia grisella
Lineage: Eukaryota; Metazoa; Arthropoda; Insecta; Lepidoptera; Pyralidae
Gene: Pka-R2
Product: cAMP-dependent protein kinase type II regulatory subunit
Exons: 8
Coding region: 321-1469 (382 amino acids)
Biological process (GO): regulation of protein phosphorylation
Cellular component (GO): cAMP-dependent protein kinase complex
Molecular function (GO): cAMP-dependent protein kinase regulator activity
Source: RefSeq, a predicted model, not a curated record
CAAAAAUCGCCAUUUUUACUUUAGUGAAGGGAGAAUUAAUAUUUGUCAGGCUGGAGGACGAAGAUUAUUUUGAAAAAAGUGUGUCAUUACAUUUCAUUUCAAGUAGAAAAGACUAUUAUUUGAAAGAAAUUUUAGUAUAAUAGUGUGUUUUUAUUUCUUACUAACGUUUGUAUGUAGUGCUACUUCCCGUCGUAAAGUUGCUCGUUGGUGUGUCGCUUUAGCUAAUUCGAUGGCUAUGAUAUUGAAAUUGUAAUCUAACGUGUCGUUUUGACGUUCUCUGUACGGGAUAAUAUCGAUACACCGAGGCGACGCCGUUAGAAAUGAGCAGGCCUCAAGGCGGACGCAUACAAGUCCCGGAUGACCUUAGAGAGAUCUUAUUGGAAUUCACCAUAAGUUACCUUCUGGAGCAGCCAGGGGACGUGAUCAACUACGCGGUCGAGUUCUUCACCAGGUUACAGAACAACAGGACGACAACCAUAGUGCGGGGCCCCACCGCCGGCACACCCGAUGAGUCCAUAAUAUCAGACGAAGAAGAGCCGCCAGUGGCGCGCUUCAACAACCGGCGCAAGUCUGUCUUCGCGGAGACCUACGACCCCGAGGAAGAUGAUUCUGACGAGGGCGCUCCCGCCGUGUUCCCCAAGUCGGACGCUCAGCGCGCUCGCCUCGCUGAAGCGGUGCGAGGCAUCUUGCUGUUCCGCUCGCUUGAUGCUCAGCAGAUGCAGCAGGUUCUCGACGCUAUGUUUGAGAAACGCUCCGAGCCCGGCGAGUAUGUAAUCAGGCAGGGUGAUGAUGGUGACAAUUUCUACGUCAUCGAGAAUGGCAUGUUUGAUGUACUCGUCACCGGAGAUGACCGCAUCGAGAAGGUGGUCCAUACUUACGAAGGUUCAGGCUCGUUCGGCGAGUUGGCGCUGAUGUACAACAUGCCCCGCGCGGCAUCGGUGCGCGCCCAGUCCCCGGGCGCUCUAUGGGCCAUGGACCGCCACACCUUCCGUCGUAUCCUGCUCAAGAGCGCCUUCAAGAAGCGCAAGCUGUACGAAGAGCUCCUCGACAAAGUGCCCAUGCUUAAGGCGCUCCAGUCGUACGAGCGCGCUAACUUGGCGGACGCGCUGCUGCCUCGCUCGCUGAUCGAUGGCGAGCUGAUCAUCCGGCAGGGAGACACCGCCGACGGCAUGUAUUUCGUGGAGGACGGCUCCGUCAGCAUCCGCAUCACCCGCGACGACGGCAACGAGCACGAGAUUAAGCGCCUCGGCAAAGGAGGUUACUUCGGCGAGCUCGCGUUGGUGACCCAUAAGCCGCGUGCUGCGUCUGCUUACGCUGUCGGACCCACCAAAGUGGCAUUCCUGGACGUGGAGACAUUCGAGCGUCUGCUGGGCCCAUGCAUGGAGAUAAUGAAGCGCAACAUUGACGACUACGAGGAACAACUGGUGAAGUUGUUUGGUGACAAGAGCAACCUCACCGACGUGCGAUGAACGCCGCGACGCGGCAUCAUUACGUUCCCCUUCCAUUUACCGUGAGGUGCGUCACGUGUCCGCCACGUCAUUUCUCUGUGUGUCCCCAGUGUCCCGAACCCAGUAGUUAAAUAGUUUGUGCAAUAACUAAUUACUGUCAUUUAUCUAUGUCGUUUACAUCAAUAUCAUGUGUUAAAUUUUGUCUGUGUGGAAUUUAUUUAUAUAGAUUUUAAUAAAUCGUAGUAUAAGAUAUUUCUCUAUAAACUGGUGUUUAAGAACAUCGUGCAUUUGCUGUAAUGCAUCAGAAAAGUGGCAACGGCUAUCUUGAUUACACGUCUAGAUUCAGUUUUCUGAAUGAUUAAAUCGCAAAUGCAAUCUAUUCGCAAUACCUACUAUGUUAGAAGCACAAAUAUUUAUAUGCGUGAAUCGUGGAGAGGUUUUCAUUCUGUUGUCUUCCAUGGGACGCACAGAAAACUCGCCGCUAUUUGCUCCCAAUCGGGGCGCUAUUAUGCAUUCUCUGGCAUACUGAUGUAAAGUUGAAAUUCGAUACGCUUAAACGUAGCGUAAUUUUUUAUAAAUUAUACUAGUCAUUGGUGUCUAAUGUAGAUUGUAAUCUGACAGCACAUUGGAAUGGAAAAAACUCCAUAUCUUCACGUUCACCCUAGGUGUAAGUUGUCAUAUUACUACCAUGUGAGUAAGCAUAUCAGUGCGGUAGCCACCGCGCGCCGCCGUCUCCCAUGUCUAAAUAAUAUUGCACCACAUAAGAUACAUCCGGUAGCCAGUUGAAAACUAGUACCUACCGCUUUUCACGUCAUGAGCUUACCCUGUACAUUUAUAAAAAUUAUGUAUCGUAAAAUGUUAGAAAACUGAAUUAUAUUUGUUUGUAGAUCUAUAA